Armigeres subalbatus is the source of this 948-nucleotide messenger RNA. RefSeq lists its product as uncharacterized. The coding region runs from base 55 to 855 and encodes 266 amino acids. The transcript is spliced from 3 exons. The record is from RefSeq and is a predicted model, not a curated record. NCBI's taxonomy places the organism in Eukaryota, Metazoa, Arthropoda, Insecta, Diptera, Culicidae.
AUUGGCUUUUUUCUAUCAUUCGCCGUCAGUAGUUGUGCUGCUUGUUCAGAAGAAAUGCCACGCUCGUUCGUCCUGUGGACCUUAUUCGUGGUUGCGGCCAGCGCCCAACUCAUCCCGGAGUCCCCUAGAACUAAUUCACUCCGCACGUCCAGUUCACGUAAUCCGCCCCUACAUCAGGCCCGUUUCUAUGGAACCUCCCGCAAGGAGCAUCUGCUGGAAGCCAUUAGCCAUAUCGUGAAGGCUGGAAGCCUUCGGGAAAGUGAGGUUCUACGUUCGGCAUUCCGAAGCUUUCGUCCAAUGAAACCGCAGAAGCCAAUACUGCCGGAUAUUACACCCAAAAAAAUACCUGCGGUUAACGCCCCGCCGAUCCGCGAUUUAAUCGAGAAUCCGGUUAAAAGCACCGAUGUAAUCGAAGUCAUAGUCGAUGGGCUCAAGCAAGAUGUGCAUCACGAUAUCCUGGAUACCAAAUCGAAGCUGAAGCAGAAUAAGAAAAUUGUCAACAGUGAAAGUCCAACUUCAACACCGGCGGCGAUUGGUGUCAAAAACGGCGGAACAGAAGCUGAUCCGAGGGCCAGCAUCCGCGCCAUGCUCCAAGCGGAAGUGGAACGCCUCAAGACGCCAAAACCAGAACCGUCGCCCGGCGAUGUCCUCAAGGGUAUGAUACAGCACCUGACCGCAUCGCUCGGUAAAUUGGUCGGUGCGAUCGACGAUGCGGACUCAAAAGGUUCCGUGCCGAAAGACCUGGUAAAACAUAUCGAUACUGUUAUUCCAGAGACAGAUACAACCGUCGAUGAGCUGCUUGCCAAUAUUAAAGGAAAGUCGCCCAGGUCGAAGUUGAGGAGACCACGACUGUGAUUGUAGUCCAGCAGCCCUCAAGGGAAUUCCGCGAACAGCAGUUAUCCGAAUAAAGUAGCUGACCAAAAAAAUUUCAUAAAAAAUAUCAUUAAA